UUUCCUCAUUAUGCUGAUGAAAACCUUUGCCAACUGGUGACAACUGUGAGUUUGCAUAGAACACAGCGUUAUAGUCUGUUGUCUAAGUGCAUGCAUGCAUAAUGUCAGUCUCAAUUUAUUUGGCCCAAUCUAGCCUGCGAGGCUGGCUGGCUAGAGUUACCUCUGUGAAAGUGACACCUUUAGCCCUUGAUCACGUGACCCUGUUCAACACAGAUGCAGGUUCUGGUGACGACCCAUGCUGCAGUACGAACGCCUGCCAAACAAAAGACCAGCGUGGAUCAAGUCAGACCUGCCCUGCCUGGAAGGAGAUCAUCCUCUCGCCUUCACUCCACGGCCUUUGGGAAAGGUUAUUUGAUAUCGUCUUAUCAUGACUGUCAAGCAUUUCUCAUUGGAUUACAACAAGCUGAACGAGCGAGGCACCUUCUCUCCCGGGGACACCCUCUCGGGGAGGGUGACAGUGGUGACCAGCAAGGAAACCAAGGCGCAGUGUUUUUCGGUCAAAGCCAAAGGAAAAGCGAAGGUGACGUGGCAUGAACAACAAGGACAAGCCACGAGGGUCCACAGUGAAAAGAAGAAAUACUUUUAUUUUGAACAUAUCAUUCUGCAGGAUAAAAACAAAGGCGAUGGCUCAGAAAUCAUCGGUCCCGGGAGAAAUGUCUAUCCAUUCACCUUUGUGAUUCCAAAUAUAGACAUGCCUUCAUCUUAUGUCGGGAGGUGGGGCAAAAUUACAUAUAGUCUGCGAGCUAAACUGACUCAGUCUAUUUGGCUCGUCCACAAAACCAAAAUCGAGUUCCCUUUUCUGACCAAGUCUGAGUUCCCCUUCGCCUCCAAAUCAGAAAUGAUCAUCAUUGGACUGAAGGAGCAGCAAUGUGUGACCAGGAUCUCAUUUUAUGGCUCCGAUAAGAUUACAAUGAAUGUAACCUCGGAGCAAAUGGGAGUAAAGCAAGGUGAGGCGUUGGGGGUCUCUGUUGAAGUACUCAAUGAGUCAGCGCGCACAGUAACCCCCAAUUUCUACCUGUGUGAGAAGCAGACCUUUGCGGCUCAAUCGAAGAGGAUAGUGCACACUGAUGACACACUGUUUGGGAGCGGAGACUCUGUUCCGGCUCAGACCAGUCGGACUAUAACCAAAGUUCUGAGCAUCCCCCCGCAGCUUCCCCCGACCUUCUUCAACUGCUGCAUGAUGAAGCUCGAGUACAGACUCAAGGUCACUCUUGACGUCCCACUGGCAAGAGGCGCAGAGAUCAAACUCCCUCUGGUCAUCCUGCUGGGGUCUCCAAAACCACAUCAACAGAAACCAAAGAGAUCGAUCUGGUUUAGAAAGCUUCCUGGAUAAAACAAAUUAAAUAAAUAAUAAAAAAAAAUAAGUAUGCUGCUGAAUGAUUUGAAAAAACAAAACAAAAAACAAAACUACCUCAAGUGCUUGAAAAUGUGUUCACUGUGUGUUCUUUUUGUCCACUAGAUGGAGAUGUGUGUCACUGAGUCUGCUAGUAAGAGUUGAUUCAUGUGAGUGACUCAGAGUCUUUGUUCAAGUAAAAUAAGUUGGGGCUAAAAUGCACAUCUGACAACUUUUUUUGUAUCUUCCACUCUGUAUGUUUUAACAAGCAUAUCUGUACCUUUGUCUCCUAUUGUUUGCCACUUUAGUCUGAAUGGGUCUUAGGGGAUUAUUGAUCAUUGAUGACCAACCCAUAAUAUCUGUAUUUGAAAUCCUGUGACUGAGACUGUCUCUCUGGUGCAUUUGUGAACAGCUCAUGCAAAUUAUACUGAUUAAGUGUAAUAGUCUUUGUAUUACAUUAUUGUUACAUGAUGUUCAGUUAACUUUGCACAGAGGCCACUAGAAAUAGGAAUACUUUUUGCUUUUAUACUUUGAGUACAUUUCAGAGCCUGUAUAGUAACAGCACAGUCAACUAGUUGAAUCAGUACUUCUA
Messenger RNA from Acanthopagrus latus (yellowfin seabream), 1925 nucleotides. Its product is annotated as arrestin domain-containing protein 3-like. Gene Ontology annotation, cellular component: plasma membrane; cytoplasm. Gene Ontology annotation, biological process: protein transport. The record is from RefSeq and is a predicted model, not a curated record. Lineage: Eukaryota; Metazoa; Chordata; Actinopteri; Spariformes; Sparidae. The transcript has 6 exons. The coding region runs from base 368 to 1333 and encodes 321 amino acids.